This is a messenger RNA of Aspergillus steynii IBT 23096, 342 nucleotides long. RefSeq lists its product as uncharacterized. NCBI's taxonomy places the organism in Eukaryota, Fungi, Ascomycota, Eurotiomycetes, Eurotiales, Aspergillaceae. The transcript is spliced from 3 exons. The record is from RefSeq and is a predicted model, not a curated record. Bases 1 to 342 code for a protein of 113 amino acids.
AUGCCGUCCGCUGUCGGCUACGCUGUGCUGGGCUCAUCAUUGCCCCUUUCUCUCGGUUUCACGUUCAGAGUCGAGGGUCUCACCUACCGUGUUGACAUUCAUGGUGGUAUAUUUCACCAAAGAUCUGCCGGAGAUAUGAGGAUGUGGAAUAUCCUGCGGGAGAAAGCGAAAGACCGACAAGGCCCCAGGAUCCGCAAAAUGGGAAGCGACAAGCACAGGGGUCUAAGAUCGUCUAUCACGGGCAUGACAACCAAAAGAUGGGAGUUCCUGCAGAAAAAAAGACCCAAUCCUGCGUUGUGGAGAAACGGCGGACUUGAAUUCGACUCAAAGGAACUAGUAUGA